Messenger RNA from Chilo suppressalis (striped riceborer), 5222 nucleotides. The record is from the annotation of a GenBank genome assembly. NCBI's taxonomy places the organism in Eukaryota, Metazoa, Arthropoda, Insecta, Lepidoptera, Crambidae.
UCUGUGGACAUGCGGAGGCCGCGGAGCCCUCGCGCGAAGGGACACAGGCAGGACAGACGCUCUCGGACAUCGGGCGAGAGCGGGCGGCCGGCGCACCUGCCUCGCACCGACCACGCGCGCGAUCUUACCGAUACAUCGUAAACACAAAACAUUUUCGAAACGCUAAGAAAAUUUUCUCGCUAAAUCCCGCCACCGUCGCAAAGAAAACACAAGUUACAAUAAAUUUUAAGACAGUUCCAGUUAUUAUAAAAAACGGACAGUGUAUUAUUUAAUUUUAUGAAAAGGACUGAAAAGUGAACAAGUUUUACUGAUAAAUCGUAUUGGAAUUAAACUCAGUGAUCAAUUCGUUUGCCGAAUCUGAAGAUCGCCAAUUGGUGCGGUUAGAUUAGAUACGGCUCUGAGACGCACGUUCGAGUGUUGAUAAGGCCCUAUGACGAGAAAAUUUUGGUCAUCAAGAAUUUAUGUGAAUAAUGACUUGAUUAUAAACAUCAUGAAAAGGAAAAAGUAACUUGAAAAUGUAUUGAAUUUUAAGUUAAUAACCAUGAAAAAAAUACGAAGAUGACUAAAAAUGUUGGAACAUUUGCCGUCGGAAAUUGUGAUGACUCUUAACCUGUUAUCAGAAACGUUUUAAGCAUCCGAUAAAGCCGCUGGACCGUCGGCGGUCCGUGUGAAGUGAGCUAAAAACUGUCGCCUGAUAGUAAAAUAUUAAGAUAAACAUUUCAUAGGAUAAAGAAGUUGUUCAAGUUCUAAAAAUAGGUGACCAAAUCAAGAUGAGAAUCAAGAUGCCAGCUGUACGCAUCGCGCAAGCGGAUGCGGACAGCGCGGCAGAAGGCGGAGGGUCUCCAACGCCUGGAGUACCAGCCGACACCCUCACGUGCGGCGCUUGCAGGCGAGCGUUCGCCCUCGCCGACAUCGUACGAUUCAUCCAACACAAAGUGUCCUCGUGCGACAAGGACCUCACCUCCUACCACUGCUAUAGCGCCGGGCCCAACUCAGACCCAGAAGAUGGCUCAAGACCAGGUCAAAUGUCAACAAGUAACUCAAGUAGUAGGAGGCCUUCUCUGCUCACUGCCAGGAGGCCGCCUAAUAGCAGAGUGCACACCCCUCCUUUGGCGAGUCCAUCAAUAGCCCACCCUGACCUUAUAGAAGAUGGCGGUGCAUCGAGUACACCGAAGCGGCUAUUAGACGAAGCGGAUACUGAAACGUCUACACCGAAGCGAAGAGCAUCGACAUCACCAAUGCCAUCGAGUUCUCCUGAUGAAGAUAUCAAGCCUAAAAUCAAACAAGAACACAUGGACACUUCUGGGUCACCCGAAGACCAGAAAAAGUCCAGAACAGAAGUGGUCGAUGCAGAAUCCAAUACAAUGCACAGUGAGCCGAGCAACUACGUGUGUUCGACGUGCAAAGCCCGCGUUCACUCUGCAUGGAGGUUACUGCAGCACGUCCAACACGUGCAUGGAGUCAAGAUCUACGUGGAAACGCUUCCGCAGCAGCAGCCUAGCAAGCAAAACCAUUCCACUUCGAGCACUUCGUCAACGAGCUCUGGGUGUUCUUCCACUGGGGCGCCCCUUCCACCGCCCUCGUUACGCCAUCACCCGUUACUACCACCGCCUGACAUGCAUUCCCCGUUUGGAGUAGGCGGCUUGCUAAGAAUGCCACUACCAGGGAGUUUACCACCUCUAGCUCAUCCCUCGGUCCCGCCUGCACCUCUGUUUACGCGACCGAACCAUCAUGACCAUCGGUUUAGGAUGGAACAGCUUGUAUCAGAGCAGUUCCGACACCACGGUCUGAAUCUUGCAGCGGCUGCGGCAGCGGUCGCGGCGAAUUCUCUACCACCUCACCAGACAUUUCCUUCGCCAGCUGACCGACCUCCCGUAGUGCCCACUUCGGUAUCAGGUCGAGAUAGAGCACCUCCAGUAUCACAACCCCUCUCACUUGAACCCCAGCUGGAUUUUUACUCGCAGCGCUUGCGGCAACUGGCCGGUACGACCAGUCCAGGGGCGGCCACAGGCAAUUCGAGCUCUCCUAGCCCCAGGAAGCAUUCGCCGCCGUUCGCUUCCCCGUCGCCCUCCAGAGUUGGCCAAACUCCACCGGCGGGCGCCGGACCCGGAACGGUGGACACCCCCCGCGAGGCAAUCAGGCCUCACAGUUCAACGUCCCCAGAACGUCGAACUGAGCCGAUGGCUGCUGACGCACCACCUCCUGAGCGGCCGUCGUCAACACCGCCGGCCAAACGGAACAAUGAUGAGGCAGUCCACUCUUGCGAGUUCUGCGGUAAGAAGUUUAGAUUCGAGAAUAACUUGAUCGUUCACCGACGGUCUCACACGGGGGAUAAACCUUUUAAAUGUACAGAAUGCGAUGAAGCUUUUGAAAAAGCGUCGAAAUUAAAAAGACAUAUGAAAGUGCACAGGGGACCUGAUGUGAAAUCGGAGGAGGGUGAAUCUGGCGGUGAUACCGCUGAAGAUGACUCCGAUGAUGAGUUGGAGGACGAGGAGCUCGAUGGCGAAGAAGAAGAAGAAAAUGAGGAUGGUGAUGAUGUAGAAGAAGCCGAGGAUUUGACAGUUUCCAACAGUAGUGCUCCUUCAGCGCCAACGCGGAAACAAACGCCAGCCUUGCCAGCUCAUCCUCCUACGGCGUCUGUAGUUGGUGAAUUAAUGGAUAAAUUUGGGCUCUCGAAUAUUGCUCAGUACAGUGAAGCAUUCAAACAAGCUUUACAAGAAUCUGGGAAAUCGUUAAAUUGGCAGUUAGCCAAGGACCGAGACAAUAACAACGGUCCUCCGAGCGAAAAACCUAAUGGAAUGCCACCGGCAGCUUUACGUUUAAAAGAAGAAUUCGCUAAGAUGCCACCUCAGCCACAUCCACUUUUCAACCCUUUUGAAAACCCAUUUGAAGCAUCUAAACGAAUGAAAUUAGACAUGGAUCGAGGUGAGGGAUGGUGGCUACCUACUCUACACGCACAAAGACCGCCUGAAAAUAUUUUCGACGGCUUGAAGAACAGCAGCAACGGUUUACUCCAAAAUCCGUUAUUGAAAUCAAAGGAAGGGAGACGCAAUGACACUUGUGAAUUCUGCGGCAAAGUAUUCAAGAACUGCUCAAACUUGACUGUACAUAGGCGAUCGCACACAGGGGAAAAGCCAUAUAAAUGUGAACUGUGCUCGUACGCUUGCGCGCAGAGCUCGAAGCUGACGCGGCAUAUGAAAACGCACGGGAGGUUAGGCAAGGACGUGUACCGUUGUCGGUUCUGCGAAAUGCCCUUCUCUGUUCCGUCGACUUUGGAGAAGCACAUGCGUAAGUGUGUUGUGAAUCAAAGUAAUGGUGCUGCCUUAGCAUUAUCCGAUGACUCUAACGCGUGCCGCGACGAGGCCUCGUGACUCUACCCGUGGGGUGGUCUGCGGCUGCCCCCGCCUGCGCCGCCCAGCCAGAUUUUCUAAGGCCUAAUGUAUUAUUUACGAAUUAGUUUCGUCGCGAUCACGACCACCCCGCGCGAAUCGUUUGUGACAGGUCAAACUUUGUUCAACUUCUAGUCUUAAGGUUUAGUUGGUGAUUACUCGACUAUUGCAAUACGAGCCCAAAAUACGUUUGCACCGAAGGGCAUUAUUUUAACAUAUCUCUCGUGUACCGAAAUAGUUACGGUCCCAUUUUAUUGUUAAAGUUAGGUUGAAAGUAUUUUUUUUGUUUUUCGGGGCUGCAUUUGUGAGCUGCUCGACUCAGCUCGACGUUACUAUGACGAUAUUGUUUUGACAUGUUUUAUUUAUAGAAAAAAUGUGGAAACCAAUGCCAAAGUUAGCUAUGUUGAUUUUAACAUAAUUUAGUUCUUAAGCUGUAUAGUGUCAAUUAAUAUAGAUUUUUCCAGUAAUUUUUAGGCUCUUCGUAGUUUGAUGUAGUACGUGUUUUCGAAAAAGUUGUUUCGUAAUUUUAAAAUAUUAUGUAAUAUAUAAUAUGGUAAGCAAAAAAUGUUUCCUAUCCUAGAUAAUGAUCUUGUGUAAAUAGUUAGUUUUAAGUAAGUGUAAUGUGUAAAUCGAGUACCUACCUAUUGAUGUUCAUAUUUAUAAACAAUGUUUCACAAAUAAAUAAAAAAAUAAUAAAACGGAAAAACGGUGAGUUUCCUGUAAACGAUAAUUAAAUAAUAAGCUUUUUAGAAAGCAAAAUUGGAAUCGAUUUAAGGGUGGGUGUUACUGAUAACGAGGUAAUGCUAGUAAUAAAAUUAGUGUUAAAAUUAUUUAAUAAAAAUAUAUAUACAUAUUAUGUUGUGAGAAGUUCGAUCCUCAUUUCUAUGAUUUCGUUUCAUAACAAAGAAGGAAAGAAGCUAGUUAUGUUUUAAGACUGAAAAAGAUAUUCCAGUUUUGUUUUAAAUAUAAUGUUUUCAUGUGAUUCUUGAUUCGUGGAAGAUAAAUUCGCUCGUACCUAAAUUUAGUCCAAACGUGAAAUAUUUCAGUAUACGUACUUAAUGUAAAUUAUGGAUAGAAUUUAUAUUAGAUAAUUAUAAGUAAAUUAUAAUAUCAGCGUUUCUGUCGUCCAUCGGUCCCGUAAUUACUUUUGUUAUGCAUUGCCAAUAUUAGGGCUUCUUUGGGCGAUAUACAUAAAACCCCUUUUGUGGAAAAUUAUCUUGAUGAUAUUGUUGUAUCGCGCAGACGAGACCUAAUAUUGUGAACGGAUUAAGGCGUUUGACCGUUUUUGUCCGUAUCGUCGCCGACAAGUCAAUUUAAUCAAUUCGCCGUUUAAAAUGACUUCUCGGCGCGACUUCUAAGUUAUUCAUUUGAACAUCAAUUUGUAUCUGAACUCAUAUCACUACCGACUUGUACAUUGGCCAUAAUUAAAUGUAAAAAAAAAUACGUUAAAUAGGUAUGGUUGUUAUGAGAUGAAUUUAACUGUCGUGAUUCGUUGUGAUGUUUCUUUCGUUUUGUAUUAUCUUGUUUAGUUAACAAAUGCACAGUUAGUUAAAUUAUUAAUUUAAAAAAAAGAUAAAUAUAUACGUAAGGCGAGAAAGGACGACGGAUGGAAACAAAAUAGCGAAACAAAAUAAAUGAAUAGACAAACUCUAAGACAAAUUUUAUCGUGUAACUACGUGAAAGAUGAACUGUUUUUAUUAUUUUCAUUUUUAAUAUUUUUAUUUCAAUAAAUAUCCACGAUUUGUUAAUCAUGUUGUUGUUUUAAUAAUUCACAACCCUUCUUUUGUUUAUAUUAAGAGACAGCAGUACAUUGAGCGACGGAACCCUGAAAUU